Onychostoma macrolepis is the source of this 6016-nucleotide messenger RNA. It is a transcript of the gene cc2d2a, whose product is annotated as coiled-coil and C2 domain containing 2A. The record is from RefSeq and is a predicted model, not a curated record. Lineage: Eukaryota; Metazoa; Chordata; Actinopteri; Cypriniformes; Cyprinidae. The transcript has 38 exons. Bases 422 to 5440 code for a protein of 1672 amino acids. Gene Ontology annotation, cellular component: ciliary transition zone. Gene Ontology annotation, biological process: non-motile cilium assembly; protein localization to ciliary transition zone.
GCGGAUUAUUUACAUCCGUUACCAGGCAGCGAAGCGCCGCUUGACGGUAAAACUCUACCAACAUAAAGAUUGAAUAGCUGCUCCUUCAGCGGAUUAAUAUUGUGUGCACUGUUAAAUCUAGAAAGCCUUUGUUUUCAGUUUUGUUGUCUUGUUUCCUGCCUCGAAAGACUAACAGUGCUGCCAUUAAGAGAUUUACUUGGUGCGCUGGAAACCCGUGUGAUUUAACGUUAACAGAAACAUCAGAUGUGUGUUUGUAAACCAUGUCUGCUGUAGACUAUACAGUCAGUAAACUUCACUCAUCCACGAUUUUAUUACCGUUUCAUCAAGAAAGUCUCAGUUUCAUCUGUGAAGUCCUGACUUCUAAUCUGAUAUGAAUUUGGGAAGAUAUCUCAUAUAAAUAAUUGUAUUCGUGGCCACCAAAAUGUCAUCGCCCAGUGAUGUACGAGAGAAGAUAAGGAAGAAGAGGAGAGAACUGCAGGAGUCUUUAGGAAGAGUCAGAGAUGAUAAACAGGCUUUGGUUCCGUCAGACUGGGAUCUGUCUAAGGAGAAUGAACACACUGCGGUGGAGGAGCUUCCAGGUGGAGAAGAGGACCCUGGUGAGACACUCAGACGUUCAGUGAUGGCGAAGAGAAUGAAAAAGAAGAAGAAGCUGCUUAAGGAGAUGGCGGUAGAGUCUCCUCCAGAUGAGGAGGAGGUGACAGCAGUGCAGGAGAUGAGAGAGGAGCAGGACAGAGGAGAUGAUGUAGAAAGCCCACCAGCUCGCUCACCGAGAGAUCUUCCUCCUCGUCCUGUGAUAAGGCCAGGAUCCAGCCAAUCAGAGACUACCAUGAGACUGCGCAUGACUGAGAAGCUGAGAGCAGCAAAGUCUAAAGCAGCUAGUCUUCUACAGCAGGAAAGCAUCAUUGAGCCUACCAGCCGUCUACAGAGUCUACGAGACAGAGACACCCUCACUAGAUUCGACAGAAACACGGAUCCAGAUCUACAGGCCAAUGAAGACUCAUCCUUUGCUGCCAGGCUGAAGUUUCGUGAUGCAGCUAGACAUGCAGCCAAAGACAAAAGGGCUGAGGCUGGUUUGCCCACCGCUGAAGAGGCGUACAACUUCUUCACCUUCAACUUUGACCCAGAGCCUCAACAGCAACAGCGCUAUAAGAAAAAACAUUCCAGGAGAAGAGAAGCAGAGGAGGAAGGAGAGGGGGAAUCAGGGGAGGAAGAUGAAGAGAAGGAAGAAGAAGAAGGGGAGGAAGAGGGUGAAUUGGAGAGGGAGCAUGAAGGAGAAGAAGAGUCUGAAGCCAGGGAUGAAGAUGCUUCUCUGGUCAGAGACGAUGAGGAGGAUUUGUUCAUCAUUGACCAGUCAGCACAGGACUUCCUGGAAGUAAGGAGAGCGGAAUAUAUAGGCUACAGCAGGCGACUGCAGAGGGAGCGAGAGACACUGUUUGUUCCCAGCAUGAGGCCAGUUCCUGCCUCCAGUAAGCUGCCAGAGAACGUGCGUCCCCGUUACCUGGAGGAGGAAGGGUUAUAUGUGGGGGAGAGGCCACCCGUCUGUCUGACCAAUCAGAACAUUUUGGAAAACCGAAUCCUGAAGCAGGCUGAGGGAAGGAAGUGGUUUGGAGAUGAUGGGCGUAUUAUUGCUUUGCCUGACCCAAUCAAAGAGUCCUCAUCCAGACCGCCUCUCUUCCAACUGGAGGAUGAGCUGGACCCUGCGCUGCAGACUGUCUACAGAAAGGCUCUGAAGACCAAGCAUGUGAACCUCUACAUAGCUGGAAUGGGCAACCCCCAGGCAGACUACCAGCUGGAUGUAGAUGUAUCCGGCCUCAUCUUCUCCCAUCAUCCUCUCUUCAGCCGUGAACACGUGCUGGCAGCCCGUCUCGCCCAGCUGUACGAUCAGCACCUGACCAGACAGCACAAGAACCUCACAGGACUCCUGACUGAUAAGUUGAACAGCUUGAGGAACACGAUUCAUAAUAUGCUGGAGCUACACAGAGGAGAGGCUCUGAGUCAGGUGGCCCAGCAGAGGAUAGCGGAGUACAAACAGGAAGUGAGACACACUCGUCAGUUGCGUGAUGUGGAGCAGGAGAAGGACAGAGCACUCCUCAAAACCAUCAUCAGAGUGUGGAAGGAGCUCAAAGCUCUGAGAGACUUCCAGAGAUUCACCAACACGCCCUUCAAACUCUUCAUGAGGAGGGAGAAGGUGGACAGAGAGCAGGACGAGCAGGAGUUUGAGAAUGACAUAAUAGCAGAGGUGUCAGAGCUGCAGGCGGAGGCAGAGGAAGACUAUCAGAGGAAGAUGAGUGAAUACAGAAGACAACAUGAGGAAUGGAAAUCCUGGAAGAGAAAACAGAAAGCUUUGAAGAAAAAGCAGAAAAAGAAAAUACAGCAGGAGGAGGAAGAGGAGAAUGAGGAAAGUGAGGAAGAGCUGGGCGAGGAGCCAGACAAGUCGGAACCUCCAGAGAAACCAGACAUGGGUGACCUGGAAGAGCAAGUGCAAGAGAAGGCAGCCAGGAUCCGCAGGAAACCUGGAGAACCGGUUCUGAUUCCAGAACUUACCCUCUCUGGGCCCGUCACCCCCAAUGAGCAGUGCCCACGUGCCGAGUUUUCUCGUAGAGAGGAUGUGGCCAAACGGUCCCUCUUCAUCAAGGUCCUGUACAAUGAUAAAGAAGUUUCCAGAACAGACAGUCGAAACCUCAACAUGGAUUUCAGAGUUCACUUUGGUCAGAUAUUCAACCUGAAGAUAGUGAACUGGCCAGAAAGCAUCAAACUACAGGUGUUUGAGAGUGUCGGCUCGUCCUCCUCCCUGCUGGCUGAGGUGUGUGUGCCAGUUCCAGAAUCUUCUGUCCUGACCGGCAGUGCACUGUUUGAGGAGAUGGAGUUUAGCAGCAACCAAAGAGUCACGUUCAACCAUGAGGGGGUCGGCAGUGGUGUUCCGUUCUCUUUCGAGGCCGACGGCACUAACACGCAGACCCUGUUGACGUCAGGGAAGCUCUCCUGCUGCGUGUCAUGGGCUGUAGGGGAAGAUGACAUCCCCCUCGCUCCCCCGUCCAGUCAGCCUGGAGGGGGUAUGUACAGUGGUCUCAGGCAGAUGGACGCUAUAGCAUGUAUUGGAGCAUCUGGGCUGAACGACAUGAAGAAAUUGGGGAAGUGGGCGGCUGAGUCUCGCCUCGACCCCAAUGACCCCAGCAAUGUUUCUAUAAUGCAACUACUUUCGGUGGUGAGUGGUGGAGAUGUGGCGGUGCCUGAAUAUUUCCGCCUGGAGCAGCUUCAGGAGGAAUUUAAUUUCCAAACCGAUGAGGAGCUGCAUCGUUCCCGUCGCUUCCGUCUCCUGAGGCUGCGGAGUCAGGAGGUGCCGGAGUUCCGUCACUUUAAAUGCGUCCCGUCCAUGGAGCGGGACAUAUCUGAAAAAGUGUUCCAGGAUUAUGAGAAGAGACUAAAGGAGGGUGAGGUCAUUGAUACCAAAGAACACAUUGAUGCACAUCGAGCCCUUGUGGCCAAAUAUCUGCAAAGAGUGCGGGAGUCGGUUAUUAAUCGUUUCCUCAUAGCAAAGCAUCAUUUCAUCCUGUCCGAUGUGGUUUCGGAGGACGAGGUUCCCAGCAUCGGGGUGUUAGGCUGGAACCUGUUCAAACUGGCCGAGCCCAAACGGCCCCUGAAGCCUCGCAGGAAGGAGAGGAAGAAGGUGACGGCUCAGAACCUCUCAGAUGGAGACAUCAAACUCCUGGUCAACAUCAUCAGAGGAUACGACAUCCCUGUCCGCAGACCUUACGCCAGCAAACCCCCUGCAUCGGCUAAGUCUGGGCGAUCAUUCACAGAGCCGUUUACAGCUCCUGUGUCAUCCCAGACACCCCAACAGGGCAGUGAGUGGCCCUUUGGACAGCCUCUGAUCAGGCCGUUUGUGGAGGUGUCUUUCCAGCGUUCAGUGCUGCAGACGUCUACUGCUGAGGGUCCAAACCCCUGCUGGAAUGAGGAGAUUGUUCUGCCAUUCAGUGCUCCAAACGGAGACUACAGCUCCACCAUUCUGCAGUCGGUCAAAGAUGAGGUCUUCAUCAACAUCUUCGAUGAGGUCCUCUAUGACGUGGUGGAGGAUGAGCGGGAGAGAGGGAACACUAUUCACACCCGUAUAGAGCGGCACUGGCUCGGCUCCAUCAAGAUUCCCUUCAGCACCAUCUACCUGCAGUCUCGGAUUGAUGGGACGUUUAAGGUGUCCACUCCUCCAGUGCUGCUGGGAUACAAUAAGGAGCGCAGUUUGGGCAGUGAAGGUGGAUAUGACGCCGUCCGCAGCCUGAGUGAAGGAACCUUCCUCAGCCUCUUCAUCACCAUUGAACCCCAGCUGGUUCCUGGAGACACCAUCAGAGAGAAGUUUGACUCUCAGGAGAGUGAGCGUUUGUUAAUAGCAAGUGAAGUGUUUGAGAAGGAGGCAAGUCGGCGUUUCCCCGACCGGCCCUGUCUCACCACCGUCAUCGACAUCAACGGCAAAACCGUCUUCAUCACGCGCUUCAUACGGCCUCUGAACCCCCCGCAGGAGCUGCUGGACGCUUUCCCAAACGGCCCUCAGGAGACCACGGAGCUGGUUGCGCGAUACGUGUCGCUCGUUCCUUCUCUUCCAGACAGCGUGUCUUUUGCUGGGGUUUGUGACUUAUGGAGCACGUGCGACCAAUUCCUAACGUUGCUAGCUGGAGAUGAGGAGGAGCAUGCUGUGUUACUCUGUAACUACUUCCUGUCGAUGGGCAAAAGGGCGUGGCUUAUCAUAGGCAUCGCCAUUCCUGAGGGCCCUACAGCGUACGUUUUGACGUAUGAGCAGAACCGCUAUCUGAUCUGGAAUCCCAGCACCGGGCAGCACUACGGACAAUAUGACACAUUCUGCCCCCUACAGACCAUCGGCUGCCUGAUCAACUCAGACAACGUGUGGUUUAAUAUCCAGCCGUACGCUGCACCUGUGAGAAUGAUUUUUGACGUCUCCAAGCCAAAUCUCUGGAAACCGUUUUUCUCGCGAUCGUUCCCUGAUCCCGGCCUCUCUAGUGUGCAGCCGGAGGGCCUGGUGUACAGACACACGGACAGAGCAGCUGCUGUUGAGUUACAAGACAGGAUAGAGAAGGUUUUGAGGGAGAAGAUCAUGGAAUGGCGUCCGCGUCACCCCACGCGCUGGAACCGCUACUGCAUCUCUACGUUACGUCAGUUCCUGCCAAAAUUAGAGCUGAGCGGAGGACGAGAGGUGGCUGAGGAACAUCGCCUCGAGCUGCAAAGCCUUCUGGGAGAAUACAGGAUAUCUGGGUUUCCCCUACACCUUCCUUUCUCAGAGAUUCGGCCAAUUAUUGAAGCCGUUCACAGCACAGGGGUUCAUAUGGUCGAAGCCCCGAAUGUGGAGUUUGCCCUGGCGGUCUACGUGCACCCGUACCCCGGUAAUGUGCUCUCCGUUUGGGUCUACAUCGCCUCCCUGGUCAGUGCACACUAGAUCACAGCAGAACACCACCAGCAACAGAGGAAAGACUUCUUGAUAUGCUUUAUAUGAAAUGAAAAUGUCAUAUUUUCUAUACAUUUUUGAUUUUGUAGAGCUCCUGUGCCUGUCAGUGUGUUUUAACACUACCUCUACUACUAGUGGUUGUCUUAUUUAUUUUUUUAAAGAAACUCAGUCUAGAAUGUUAUUUUUAAGUGUCAGUUUAAAGCUUUUAUACAUUUUAUUCUGUAUAUUAUUCAUGGUUGUACUGAAUCGAGAUGUUUGAAAUAUUUUUAAAACAUUUUAAUUACACAAGACUGCUAAGUUCAACAUUAUUGUUUUUUUUUUUUUUUGUACCAGUCUUUUAGGUUGAAUCUCACAACACACACCAAAAUUAGUGUUCAUGUUCAUGUUUUUAUAAUAUAUAAAAAUAAAAACAUUUUAACAAAACCAAGUCAUAUGGGUCAAUUCUUUUGAAAUUGAGAUUUAUACAUCACGAAAAAUCGAUAAUAUUGACCCAUACAAUGUAUUUUUGGCUUAUAUUAUACCCCAGAGACUUAAGACUGGUUUUGUGCUCCAGGGUCAUAUAUAUAU